Seriola aureovittata is the source of this 3400-nucleotide messenger RNA. RefSeq names its product LSM14A mRNA processing body assembly factor a (gene lsm14aa). NCBI's taxonomy places the organism in Eukaryota, Metazoa, Chordata, Actinopteri, Carangiformes, Carangidae. Gene Ontology annotation, biological process: cytoplasmic stress granule assembly; P-body assembly. The transcript is spliced from 10 exons. The record is from RefSeq and is a predicted model, not a curated record. The coding region runs from base 177 to 1700 and encodes 507 amino acids. Gene Ontology annotation, cellular component: P-body. Gene Ontology annotation, molecular function: mRNA binding.
CCGCGCUCAGAGCCAUCCGAUGGAGGAGGAGGUGGCCAUGUUGUAGCGGGGUACAGCGAACCCUAGGAGGAACACUACCUGAGACGUUUGGCAUUUAACCGGUACUGAUAACCACACGGUUCGGCGGAACCGACCGUUUUCUUCCCUGUCAGAAGUGCCGAGCUGUAGAAGACACCAUGAGCGGCGGGACGCCCUACCUCGGCAGCAAAAUCAGCCUCAUUUCGAAGGCCGAGAUCCGCUACGAAGGGAUCCUGUACACCAUCGACACCGAGAACUCCACCGUCGCAUUGGCUAAAGUUCGUUCCUUUGGAACAGAGGACCGCCCCACCGACAGACCCAUCCCUCCUCGAGAUGACACCUUUGAGUACAUCAUCUUCAGAGGCAGCGACAUCAAGGACCUGACUGUGUGCGAGCCGCCCAAACCGACAUGCUCUCUUCCUCAGGACCCUGCGAUCGUCCAGUCGUCCAUGGGCUCCAGCUCCUCGUCCUCCGCUGCCGCUGCCCCCACCCCCUUCCAGUCUGCCGGUUCCUAUGGACUCUUCAACCGGGCCCCAGUUCCUGCCUACAACCAGUUCAGCACCAGCCCCCUGGUUUCUCCUCAGUUUGGACCCGUCGGUGUUGGCCGCAGCAGCCCCAGCCUGGACCCUCUGAGGAAGAGCCCCACCCUGGACCAGGUGAUCCAGACGGCUCCUUCGGCCCCGACCGCCGCCACCACGGCUCCGGCCCCCGGCCUGGGGCGCAGGAGCCCCACCCACGGUCGCACGGCCCCCCCCACCGCCGGGCAGAGCAGCCAGAAACUCCAGCACCAGGAUGGCGUGGAUGCAAGGAGGGGUGAGACUGUGAGGGGAGGCCGCAGCAGCCAGGGCUGGUCUGCACCCCGAACCAUCUCCGCCUCUCACAUCACCGCUGUAGAUAGGGCUCCCACCGCAGGGCUUCCCCACUCUAUCUUUAGCCACUCAGGCACAGACGUCCAGAAAGUCCCCAAACCAGAGUCUGAGCAGGCGCGAGGGGAAGGCAGGGAUACCAGUAAACGUUCCACAGCUGCCGGAGCGCCGGUGAACCGCCGUGGGCGAGGGGGCGGGCACCGCGGCAGAGGGCGCUUCAACGUCCGCAGAGACGGACCCAUGAAGUUUGAGAAGGACUUUGACUUCGAGAGCGCCAACGCUCAGUUCAACAAGGAGGAGAUCGACAGAGAGUUCCAGAGCAAGCUGAAGCUGAAAGACGAGAAGACGGAGAAGACGGAGAAGACGGUGAACGGCGAGGAUAAAGGCGACUCCGGCGUGGAAACUCAGAACAGCGAGGGAAACGCCGACGAGGAGUGUGACCCGCUCGGCCCCAACUGCUACUACGACAAGUCCAAGUCCUUCUUCGACAACAUCUCCUGCGACGACACCAGGAAAGCUAAUGAGAAGUCUGGAGGCUUGGGUUUCCCACGGGAGCGCAGGCAGACCUGGGCGGAGGAGAGGAGGAUGAACGCGGAAACAUUCGGUAUCCCUCUGCGUCAGAGCCGAGGUCGCGGUGGUUACCGUGGACGCGGCGGGAUGGGUUUCCGCGGAGGUCGGGGGCGUCCGGCUAGCCGAGGGUCCUUCGGACCACCGCAGGGGGGCGGCGGCUUCAGGGGCGGAUACAGAGGAAACCAGGCCGGCCGGGAGUUCGCCGACUUAUCAGCAUACAGGAAGGACAACAAAGUGGCUGCGUAGUCCCGACGGGAGGAAGAUUCUGCACAAAGGUGGAACUUCUUCACACACAAAAGGAAAACAGAUAGUUUGUCAACUAAAAUAAUGAAGAUUGUCCAAUUGUUGUAUAUUUGUCACCAGCACUGGGGUAGACUGCUUGAAUGCAACUUAACUUUCCAUAUCUUUCAACGGUGGAAACGACAACAACAACAACAACAACAAAGCAGUUUAUCACAGAAACCAUAAAAAAAAACAAAAAAAACAAAUUCCAGAUCUCUACAAAGUAAUUUCCAGGUGGCUGAAGUAAUUCUGUGUAAAUGUCAUAUUUCAGAGGGAUGCGUUUUGUUUCGCCCUUUUCCUAAACCUGUAUUUGAUAAUAUUUUGUUUAGCUGUGGAGGGUCGUCCACGCCACUUCCUGUCACUGACGUAGCUUUAUUUGGGGAGGUGGGGACAGUUUCUCCUGUAACUCUGCAACUUCAGCACCAAAAUAGGCCACAGGGUCAGUCACACCUUUCUAACAUGUAUUUUUCUACUAUGACAUAGACGUUCAUCCGUUAUCUCGUCAGCCCGCUCACCGUCACCCCUCCCCCCUCCCCGCCGCCCGUCUCCAGUCGCAGUGCUCGUGCGUUUCGCUUCUCACCUGAAACCUCUCCGCGUUUCACCUGCAGCUUGGUUUUUCUCCUCCAGCUGAUCCUGAAGUGUUUCCUCGUGUAGGUUUGAAGACGUUUCCUCUCGAGCUGAAAGACGAUUAAUCUGCAGCUGUUUUCACACAAUCCAUCGAUGGUCGAGUCGUUUUUAACAGUAAAGAUUGAAAGAUCUGUUGUUACGGAACAUUUCAAUAGAAACACUUCAGUUUCACAGACCAAACGAUUAAUCGAUUUAUUGAUGAGGAAAAUAGUCGUUAGCUGCAGCUCUACUUUCCUCACUCUGCUCUAACAUUAGUGUAGGAAGCUGGUGCUGCUCUACUGGUUUCAGUGGUAGUUUAUGCUCCCAGUACACAAGCUGACUCAGAGGGGUCAUAGGUCAAACUACUUUUUCCACUCGUUUCUCUGGUUCUUCAUCAGGAGCCGCAGGAGCUCCGAGUUCACAGUUCGUUAGUUUAAUGAGUUUAAUCUGCAGACGAGGGCUGAGAUCUGUUCACUGGGUUUUAUCUGGCAGCAGAGAGGAAGAUUUAACAUGUCCACACUGAAACACUUAGAAACAAUUAGUCAAUCGAUCCACAGACAAUAAUUGGCAGCAACUGAUGAGACCAUUUCCUGUUUCUCUUCGUCUCGUCACCAAACGAGUUCAGCUCUGAGAAGCUGUGAGGGACAUUUUUGACUUUUCAUGGACUAAAUAUAUAAUCAAUUUAUUGAAAAAACAAUUAGCACAUUAAUCGAAAGUAAUUAAUUAAUGCAGCUGCAGCUGUACCUGGCUGGAGGCUGCACUGUUGUAUGUAUUUCCUUUUUUAUGUCUGCAUUUAAUGUGUCAUAACCAAAUGAAAACAUGUUAAACAGACGUUUAUUUAUCUUUUUUUGUCUCUAAAAACUAAAUGAGUCGUUUCAUUUUGACAUAAAAACACAGUUUACAGUCCAGUGGUGUCCAGCAGGGGGCAGCACCUACAGACACAGUCCUGUCAUUAGUGUCCGUGAGCAGGUGAGAGGUGGAGCAGCUGAGUAGCCCCGCCCACACAGGAGUCUUUAAGCUGUAAUGUUGAAAUGAAUAAAGAGAAGAGGUGAACUGCA